Molecule: messenger RNA, 1197 nt
Organism: Exophiala aquamarina CBS 119918
Lineage: Eukaryota; Fungi; Ascomycota; Eurotiomycetes; Chaetothyriales; Herpotrichiellaceae
Exons: 2
Coding region: 1-1197 (398 amino acids)
Source: RefSeq, a predicted model, not a curated record
AUGUCUUCUCCUUGUAGCUCGAGUUCUCCUCGCGCCAGAGUGUCGCGUCGCGCCGGCGUACGCUCUGAUACCCCUACCGGUGCUCCCCCUCCUCGGCCCCGGCGUCGGCGACGACAUGACAACAUCACCGAUCCUUCCUCCUCCUCCUCCCUUCCCGUCGCUCCCCCGACCAGCACGGCCAUCCCCCGUGAUUACCUCCCCUUUUGCUUCGGUGCCGAGUUCGAGCUGAUCCUGCGACCCAAGUCCAUUGCCUACCCCGACUUUGACGCUCCUACUCGUGUUACCCGCGACUUCAACCUCCGCCUGCUCGAUUCCAUCGCCCAGAUACUCUCUUCGGCCAGACUUCCUUGCGGCGUUUACCACCAAGGCUCGGACGACAAGUCUGACUACACUAUAUGGAACGCUACCUUGGACAGUUCGGUCUCGAAGAAGCAUAUCCGGGAUGGUUUCUACCCUGUCGAGAUCGUGCCAACCAUCAACAAGUUCUGGGCUGCCCUCAACACACAGUUCGAGUUCCGCAAAGAUGCGUCAUGUGGUUUCCACGUACACAUCUCCAUGUCAACCGGAUCGUACUCGGAUGUUCAGCUCAGAGCCAUGGCCAAAGCAGUGACCUUCUGGGAGCCAGCCACAGCCCGCUGCGCCCCACCAUCUCGACAGGACGACAUCCAAGGAUUUUGCAAGAGCAAUAUCGUCAACACCAGUGCAGCCAAGCCCCUCGCAAGGUAUGGACCUCUUCGCGGCCUCGUAUAUGCCUUUGAUUAUAUCGACCACUCUUCCCGCGAAUCCAUCAUUGAGUACGUGUGCCCAGACAAGCAUCGCGCAUGGAACUUGAAUCCUUGUCGACCCGGAGGACACGGCAGCAUCGAGUUUCGACGUGCACCAGGAGUUUCCACCUCUCAGGCCUCGAUCCACUGGAUCGCCUUCACGAUGGCUUUUCUCGACAUGGCUAUUCAACACAGCCCGGAAUCCAUGGCUUCCCAUGUUCGUGAAUCCGCCUUCGUCCCAGAGGUGUACUUCCCGGAUUUCCGGACCCAACUCCUGGAGUGCGCUGCCCAAUUGCGUAUUGACUCGUGCAUUGAUCUGGAUACCGGCCAGUUUGAAGACCCGGAAGCCCUUCAUUUUACCAUGUCUAGUGAGAAAGUGAUUCAAAAGCUACAGCGGGCUGACCACCGUUACCAUCUAAGCGACAAUUGUUAA